Molecule: messenger RNA, 1059 nt
Organism: Candida tropicalis MYA-3404
Lineage: Eukaryota; Fungi; Ascomycota; Pichiomycetes; Serinales; Debaryomycetaceae
Exons: 1
Coding region: 1-1059 (352 amino acids)
Molecular function (GO): protein binding
Source: RefSeq, a predicted model, not a curated record
AUGAGUUUAUUCCCAAGAAAUCACACAAGCAAAUUUCUUUGUGUUGAUAAACUUAACGACCAAUAUAUAAUUACCGGUGGUUUAGACCAAGUGAUUGUGUAUAACAUUGAAGACUCAAAUGAUUUCCAUGAGUAUGAAUUAGAAGGUCAUAUAAUAACUGACUUUUGUGUUGAUAGACGUGAGGAAAUGAUCAUCGUGUUCAUGGCAUCAUCUACAUCUUUUUUACCAGUGAUGACUAUAAUUGACAAUAAAAUUAAUGAGGCAAAAUUCAAUUAUUUAGCCUUUUAUGAUUCAGUUGCCAUUGAAAUGUAUAAAGGGAAUUUCUUUAUUGCUACCAGAUAUGCUGAUGAAAGAACACAAUCUAUCAAUACAUCACAUAAUCAGAUUGCUAUGAUUUACUUGGAUACCGAUCCAGAAAAUUACAAAGUGGUGAAACAAGUCAAUAUCAUAGAUCAUAAAAAUAAAGCAUGGAUAACUAAUAUGAAAUUUAUUAAAAAAUCUGAAACUUUAUUAGUAUCCACAACAUCACCGAAUAUAACUUUAUAUUCAAGAAUCCUUGAACGCAUAGGUAUCAUUGAUAAUAAUCAUUUGGAAUUUAAAGAAAUCGGGCUUGAAAGUAAAUUUGAACAAUUUCCAAGAAUCAUAACUGAAGAUGAAAUAAAUCAAAGGACAAUGAUCGCAAAUGAAACACUUGGAAGUAUCAGCAUUUUCAGUAAUAAGAAGACAUCAUUUCAGUAUUUGAGAUCGCUACACAUCAACAAAUUUGCUAUUAACAGUAUCAUUAAGAAUGGUGUAAUUGCAGAUUGCUACAUUAGUGACAUGAUUUGUUGGGAAGAUCUUAUAUUAAUUGGUAUUGAUGAUGGUACAAUUUCAAUUUGGUGUACUAAAUGCUCCAUCAAAUUUGCUGAAGUAAAAUUCCAAAGGCAAGAACUACUUAUUGGCAAAGAGAUACACAAUGUUCGAAUGGUUGUUGUUAAGUCUAAAUGUAUUGCAGUUAAUAGGUAUGGAGAAAUAUUAUCAUUUGAUUUAAGUUUGUUAAACCAUGAUCAUAGAGUAUAA